This is a messenger RNA of Papaver somniferum (opium poppy), 2205 nucleotides long. Its product is annotated as mediator of RNA polymerase II transcription subunit 17-like. The transcript is spliced from 8 exons. NCBI's taxonomy places the organism in Eukaryota, Viridiplantae, Streptophyta, Magnoliopsida, Ranunculales, Papaveraceae. Gene Ontology annotation, biological process: regulation of transcription by RNA polymerase II. Gene Ontology annotation, cellular component: mediator complex; core mediator complex. The coding region runs from base 74 to 2047 and encodes 657 amino acids. The record is from RefSeq and is a predicted model, not a curated record. Gene Ontology annotation, molecular function: transcription coregulator activity.
ACAUUCUAGGGUUUCUGAAACUAGCUCCCACGGAGUAAUUCUCAAAGCUUCCCUCAAAUUUCACAAAAAAAAAAUGAGUGAAAAUUUGGACAUUUCUCUGGAUAAACUUCCAAUCAAACGAUUGGAUGCAAUCGAAGAAAAUGGCCUCGAAAGAUUUGCACCUGAUGUAGGUUAUGAUCAGAAGAAACUUGAUUUAAUUAGGCGAAUUGAUUUCUCUUGGGCAGUAGAGAAAGAUACUAAGAAGAAGCAGAAAACUGCAAAGGAAGCAAAUGCACCAUGGCCUUGGCAGAGUAUGGUUGAGAAUUUACAAUUAGCUCAUCAAGAACUCUCUGUUAUUAUCGAUAUGAUUAACACGGUAGAAGCUAAUGACGCAGUUACAGUGGCUAGCAUGACCAGGCCUAAGCAGUUACCUAAUGAGGUUCUGUCGGACAUUUCAGUAGCUGCAGCAACCAAAUUACAAUGUUUCAGGCAACUGGGGAAAUACUUGAAGCAGUCAGCCAAAACAUUGGAAAAACAGGUUGCGAGGGAAGCACGAUUUUAUGGUGCUCUGAUUAGGUUGCAGCAGAAUUGGAAGGUGAAGCGACAGCGUUUGACAGUCUCUGCUCCCAGCAAUGAGGGCUUCACCAUUGACCUAUUUGACAACUCGUUGUCUGAUUCGAUGAGCUUAUUUCGCCCUGUUACGUCUACCGUUAGUGUUGAUCAUGACUCUGCUGGCAUGCUGGCUGUAAAUUUACCUCCGAAGUCAUGCCGCUUCAUGCAUUUUGGAUUUCUUGGUGUGAAUUCAGGUAGUACAACAAAGGAAUCCAGUAAAAACAACAUAUCUGCCUCAGAUGCUAAGCGUGAAGCUGUAAAAGAAGAUGUCGAUGAAUGUGUCAAAGAAACACAUCUAGUCCUUCGUAAUGUUCACCGGGUAAUCUUUGAUGAACAGGUGUUCGAUUUGGUGAAUCGUGAAGGAUUUACUCCAUCUCGAGGUUUUAAUGUCACUGGGAUAAGAGAAAACUAUCUUGAACUUGGCAUUGGCCAAGGAGCUUCUGUAUAUUUAUCGCUUUUGCCCUCUGGUGAAGAUGCAGAUCUAACAGAUGACUCGGCAGACACACAAAAUUUGGAAACUGCAAUAGUAACUUCAGAGACAACUGACAGCACGAAGCUGGUAGAAGAGACGGCAAGCUCCCUUAAAAGUUUGUCGAGGUUUCCUAGUCCAACUAGUUGUGAAAUUUAUCUACAGCAAAUUUUCCAUGAACAUAAGUUUGUACGAGAAAAGGAUAAACGCCCUUAUGCUAGCAAGGCUCGAGUUCCUGUUCAACCUGCCGGGGCGGGGUCUGAUCUUCUAGGUCAUUUCUGUAUGACAUUAGCUCAUAGAAUCUUUUCGAACAAAGUUCUGGAAGAGCUGGAAAAUCUGGCUACAAGGGUCCCAUAUCUGCAUUUGUUAUCUCAUCCUACAUGGAGUUCUCGUACAUCUUCAUGGUCACUAACUAUGAAGGUUCCUCAGUCCAUCAUACGUGCUGGUCAUCAGACUAGACCAUCAGAUAUCCCCAGUAGAAAGGAUGGAGUUAGGUUAGAGUUUCAAACAAAAGUGGUGGUAAAUGACGACUGCAUAAAAGUAGAAGGAGAGGGUGCACCAAAUGUUGUUGGCUUAUUCAAUGGUAGUACCGAGAAAACCUGCUCCAUGAACAGUUACGAAUGUGACUUGGCAAAUCUUCCCGUAAUCCUUCUUGAACAGGUUGCCAGUCAGGUAGUUCGUUGGCUCCAUGAAGAAGCUGUCGUGGUAGGUAUAAAUGCAAGUCGAGACUUUUUAUGCUUGUCUUUUGAGCUAGACCAAGGAGAUAAAUUGUGCUUACUGGCACACGUAGACCCUAAAGAUACAUUGGGAUGCAUCUCAUGGUGGUUGCUAAUGGCCGACGGGUUAAUGGAAGAGGGCAAACUUCAUUCAGAAAUAGCUACCUGUGGAUCAGAAAAUAUGAAAUUCCUGGGUUAUUUGUCUUUAGAAGCUUUGUAUUCCAUUAUGAUGGACUUGGUCAGUUUGUGCAAUAGAGGUGCCAAUAAUUGAGUGCCUCUGAUACAAUUUUGUAACAAAUCUAUAAGUGGCAUUUUUUUUAAUUUCCAGUUCUUCUCUUUGGUUUUCUGUUUUCAUAACGUGUCAUUGUCGUAUUCAUGUGCUAGAAACUUUUUCAGAGCCAAUCAACAUGAAAGUAAUUUCUUGGGGCA